Molecule: messenger RNA, 3184 nt
Organism: Benincasa hispida (wax gourd)
Lineage: Eukaryota; Viridiplantae; Streptophyta; Magnoliopsida; Cucurbitales; Cucurbitaceae
Source: RefSeq, a predicted model, not a curated record
GUUGGGUGGAGGCUCGGGAUUGCCAGUGUUCCAUUACGAUCACCAUUGAAGACAAAAGAGAAAGUUAAAGGAAAGAUAAAGGAUGCAGAAUACGGUUGAAUUUUGGCUCUACUCCGACCGAUUUCACUCGUCGGAGUCCCAGUUUUGGCUGUCAUUCGAAGGAACCCAACAAACAAGCAUUGUGAAUACCGAAUUGAAUCGAAUUCAAUUGGCAUUCAAUUCAAUAAUGACAGAGGCAGGAGUUCGGUUGUUUAAAGCGCUUUUGCAUUUAGUAGCCAUCUCUGUAUCUGAUGUCCUUACCUUUCAUCCGUCUCCAGUUUCAUUUAAUCAUUUUAAUGGGAAACAGCUUGUCCUCCACUGUCGUAGGAUUCCAGGUCUGUGCUUUGACUUUGAAUACAAAUUUGCACUGUGCCGUAAGGAAAUGAAAGAUUAAAAAGUAAAAAGGAAACCCCAGAAAGAAAGUAUACUCAUUGGGACCUUGGAUUCUUGGUUAGGAAGAUAAGUUAGAUGGCUUUCUUUCUUUUGAGAGAAUUGGAGAAUGCACGGUGGAGUUGAUGUUUUGUGGGCUCGCUCGAUGACUUUUCUUGGCCUAAAGGUUUUACUUUUCUUUUUGUUGAUGUUUGCUCUCAUCGCAUUACCUCUCCUUCAUGAUGCUCCUUUCUUCAGGUGGAAUGAGCCAGCAUGAGAGCAAAGGCCUGGAUUGACGAACAAAUUUUUGGCCUCAAGAGUAAGUUCAGGAAGAUGAUAAAUUGUAUUCGUUCAGGGGAUCAGUUAAGAGAUGAAAUGAUUCAUUCAUCAGAUUCUCUGGCAACUCGAGACUAUUCAGCUAGUGGUUUUUCAUCCCGAACGGGUGAGGUGGAACCAAAGGUGGAUAAUGGCAACAUUGAAGAAGCUGAAUCAUCUCUUCGUGAGAGUGGCUAUUUGAAUUAUGAGGAAGCACGUGCCUUACUUGGAAGGCUGGAGUAUCAAAAGGGUAACAUAGAAGCUGCUCUUCAUGUUUUUGAAGGAAUAGAUAUUGCUGCUGUAAUUUCCAGGAUAAAAGCUUCUAUUUCAACAAGAUAUGAACAAAAUAGGCGCCAAUCACAAAGUGAUGUUGUGCCUACUAUGUCCAUGCAUGCCAUUAGUUUACUUCUUGAAGCUAUUUUUCUGAAAGCAAAAUCAUUGCAGGGUUUAGGAAGGUUUGUAGAGGCGGCGAAAUCAUGCAAACUAAUUUUAGACACUGUUGAAUCGGCAUUACCAGAAGGCUUACCAGAAAACUUUGCUAUUGAUUGUAAAUUGCAAGAGACACUAACGAAGGCUGUUUACUUACUUCCAGAAUUGUGGAAAUCUGCUGGUUCUCCAGAUGAAUCUAUCUUGUCAUAUAGGCGUGCUCUUCUCUAUCAAUGGAAUCUGGAAACGGAAACCAGAGCAAAAAUAGAAAAAGAGUUUGCAAUAUUCCUUCUCUAUAGUGGUUGUGAUGCAAGUCCUCCAACUCUUCGUUCACAGAUGGAAAGCUCGUUUGUGCCAAGAAAUAAUAUGGAAGAGGCAAUUCUUCUGUUAAUGGAUCUGAUGAGAAAAUAUAUACUUGGAUUGAUUGAAUGGGACCCGUCAAUACUAGAGCAUCUCUCAUUUGCAUUGUCUAUUUCAGGGGAAUUUGGAGCUCUAGCAAAUGAGGUUGAACAAUUGCCUCCUGGAAUUAUAGGACGAAAAGAAAAAUACUGCACCCUAGCACUUUGUUACUAUGGGGAAGGUAAAAGCUUAGUUGCAUUGAAUCUUUUGAAGAACUUCUUGAGUAACAUAGAGAACGUAGACUGCUUACUGGAAUUGUUGCUGGCUUCAAAGCUCUGUGGAGAAAAUUUGGUUUGUCUUGAUGAGGGGGUCACAUACACAUUGAGAGUGCUUUCAGAGCUGCAUGGUAAAUGCAUCCAGAUGACUUCUGUUGCUAAUUGCUUACUUGGUGUGUUAUUGUCAGCUAUGUCAAAAUCAGUUGCUUCGGAUUCUCAGAAAACAUUGAAGCAGUCUGAAGCACUUAAGGCGCUACAAACUGGUGAGCAACUGAUGAGACAAAGAGAUCCAUUCAUUGUUUAUCAUAUUUGUCUUGAGUAUGCUGAACAGAGGAAGCUGGAUAUUGCUUUAUACUAUGCAAAACAGCUAGUGAAACUCGAGGCAGGCUCUAGUCUGAAGUCUUACAUACUCUUGGCUAGAAUAUUGUCUGCCCAAAAACGGUUUGUGGAUGCGGAGACUGUUCUCAAUGCUGCUCUUGAGCAGACAGGGAAGUGGGAACAGGGGAAACUCUUACGAACUAAAGCUAAACUCCAGAUUGCGCAGGGCCAGUUGAAGAACGGUAUAGAAACAUAUAGUCAUCUUCUUGCUAUAAUUCAAGUCCAGACCAAAAGUAGUGGAAAGAUGCUUCCGAAGGAUGUGAGAAAAUCUGACAGAAGUCUGGAAGUAGAUACGUGGCAUGACUUGGCCAAUAUUUACACAAGCUUGUCUCAGUGGCGGGACGCGGAGAUCUGUCUGUCAAAAUUGGAGGCAAUCAAUCCGUAUUCUGCUUCCAAAUGGCAUUCCACAGGUUUACUCUACGAGUCAAAGGGUCUUCCGCGAGAUGCUCUGCAAGCAUACAACAAAGCAUUGGACAUUGAUCCCAGCCAUGUUCCCAGCUUGAUAUCCACUGCCUGUCUUCUCCAACAGUUAGGCGGCAGUCAGUCAUUUCCUGUAGUAAGAAGCUUGCUAACCGAUGCCCUUCGACUAGAUCGAGCAAAUCCAUCUGCGUGGUACAGUCUCGGGAUGCUAUAUAAAGCUGACGUUGGGGCAUCGGCACUGGAGGUUGCUGAAUGCUUUGAAGCUGCAACUCUGCUUGAAGAGUCAGCACCAGUUGAACCUUUCAGAUGAUGAACACUUGCUUUCUCGACAUAGAGAAGCAGUAUCCUAACUCUAAGGUUUUACUCAAGAUUUUCUUGCUUGCUGCAUUUUAUUUUUCAGGAUUAGGGAUGUAUUAGAUGAUUGUCACAAAGUAGUGUGUAAAUAAAAGAGCAGAAAUGUGUAAACAAAGUUUUCUAGCCAACCUUUUUUUGUUUUUCUUCACUUUCUUUUAUAGAGAUAUGAACAUUAAAAUUUAGUAGUUUGAUCUGUAAAGCGGAUUAGUGAAACAUUAUUCCCCAAGUUGGCCAGGUAAAUAGAAGUUCAAUUCAACUGUGGCACCAAA